AUGUCCGAAGAAAUUGGACCGCAAGUUCCUCCAAAUCUACUUUCAAAAUUUCAAGGAGAUAGCGAUACUUCAGAAUCAACUCUUAAUCAAAAAUUGGAUGCGAGUGAACCAAACCAUGAUCCUGAAAAACGUAAUAGCCAGUACAAUGCUCAGAUUGGUCCUCAGAUACCUUUAUCAACAGAAAUGGACGAAGCCGAAGAAGAUCUAGAUGCUUACUUACCUGCUUUGCCGCCUGAUCUUCUUGCGGAACGACAGAGAAAAAAAGCCGCUAAACUAGAACAAAAUGUUGACUCUCAACGUAAAGGCGCUGCUAAUCCCAGAAGACGUCCGAUUGGUCCUACUUUACCACAUCCUACUGAAUAUUCAAAUUUCGAUGAAGAGGAUGUUGUUAUUGGCCCAAUAUUACCUAAAGAUUUUGAGGAAAACAAAGACGAUCUUAUAUUACAACAAACCAUUCAAGAAUUUGAAGAAAGAGCUGAAAAGAUGCGUCAAACAUUAGAGCCUGACGAUAAAACUGACAAACCAUUACAACGAGGAGAAUGGAUGCUCGUGCCACCAGAAUCAAAGUUUUUAGGAGAAACACCAACCAACAUGCGUUCUCGUAGUUUUAAACAAAAAACUCAUGAUCCAGAAAAAAUUGAUAAUUCACUUUGGACGGAAACUCCUGCUGAUAGGCAGAUAAGAUUACAAAAACAAAGUACUAGUCAAAAGCGUAAACAUGAAAAAGAAAAAGAUGAUGAGCCAAUAAAGUAUUCACGUACUGAUAUAGAGAAAGCUGAAGCCGUCAAAGCAUAUAAUGAAUUACAUCGAUCAAAAUCACUUUUAGAGACUCAUUCUGAAGGCUAUACCAAAUCACGUAAAUGGAAAGAUGAUGAUGUUAGCCAACGUCCAUUUGAUCGUGAGAAAGAUGUCUUGGGUUCACGUCGUAUGGAUUCACGUAAACGCAAAGAGUUUUUAGAAAAUGCAAGAGGAUUGAACUCCAAGUUUGGACAUGGGAAAGGCGGUGUAUUCUUGUAA
Molecule: messenger RNA, 1017 nt
Organism: Dentiscutata heterogama
Lineage: Eukaryota; Fungi; Glomeromycota; Glomeromycetes; Diversisporales; Gigasporaceae
Source: the annotation of a GenBank genome assembly